Molecule: messenger RNA, 1476 nt
Organism: Suhomyces tanzawaensis NRRL Y-17324
Lineage: Eukaryota; Fungi; Ascomycota; Pichiomycetes; Serinales; Debaryomycetaceae
Gene: DUN1
Product: serine/threonine protein kinase
Exons: 2
Coding region: 1-1476 (491 amino acids)
Biological process (GO): protein phosphorylation; mitotic DNA damage checkpoint signaling
Cellular component (GO): nucleus
Molecular function (GO): ATP binding; protein serine/threonine kinase activity; protein binding
Source: RefSeq, a predicted model, not a curated record
AUGUCUCUAUCUCGAAAAAGAAUCUUAUCGUUCUCUGAAAAUGCCCCCAAGCGCCAGGUCAGACGCUACGAAAACAUCGCCAGACUCUACUCGACACGCUCAGGCCAGUCCCACAUCGUCAUCCCCAGAAAACCUACGGGAGUAGUGAUAGGAAGGAGCAGUCUGUGUGACAUCAAGAUUGUUGGAAGCGACGUGUCGUCCAAACACUGCCAGUUGACACUCACUAUCAACAACAGCCAAGAACACCUCUACAUCACUGAUCUCAGUUCGAAUGGGCUCUACAUCAACGAUGAACUCUGCGGCAAAGGCACCAACACGCUCUUGAAAAGUGGCGACAAGGUGGGCUUUGCCAAAACAGGCGGCCAAUUCAUCUUUCGGUACUCGUUCGACGAAGAAGAAGGCACUGUCAAGACACACAAGCGAACGUUCUUCGACGACUAUAUUCUCGGGAACCAGCUCGGAUCAGGACACUACGCCGUGGUCAAGGAGGCUCGUGACAGAACCACGGGAGAUAUCGUGGCGGUAAAGGUUUUCCACCCCAAUAAGUCGUCCAAUGGCGACACCAACGACGCCAAGUUGCAGCAAGAAAUGAACUUGUUGUUGUCUAUCAACCACCCCAACAUCGUCAAGUUCAUCUCCCACUACAUCGAGCCCCUCAACCAGAACACGGUGUCCACCUACUUGGUGCUAGAAAAGAUGAACAACGGAGAAUUGUUCCAGAGAAUCGUCAACAAACUGAAGCUCAGACAAGACGAGACCAAAGCCAUCUUCAAGCAGUUGUUGUCAGGCGUCCAUUAUUUGCAUGAGAACAAUAUCAUCCACAGAGACAUCAAGCCUGAGAAUAUCUUGCUUGAUGUGACCCCCAGAACAUCGCUGAACGAAAAGCAAACCGGUCCGUGGGACGAUCACGAAUACGAUGUUAAGGUCAAGAUCGCUGAUUUUGGGUUGGCAAAAUUCAUUGGGGAAUUGAAAUUUACCAAUACGCUCUGUGGAACUCCAGCGUACGUUGCUCCGGAAAUCUUGCUUAAUGACCGCAAUUACUCCACCAAGGUGGACUUGUGGCUGGCGGGGGUUUUAUUAUACGUGUGCUUGUGUGGGUUUCCCCCUUUCAGUGACGAAUUGGCUCCUCCAAACAUGAAAGACCAGAUCUUGCAAGGAAAGUACGCAUUUUACUCGCCUUACUGGGACGAUAUCAGCGAUUCUGCUCUCGAUCUCAUCUCCAACUUGUUGGUGGUGGACGCUCGAGACCGUUUUGACAUUGUUCGGACCUGCCACCAUUUCUGGUUCGGUGAAGCAGACCAACAGGUGCGAGCAGUGAGUGACACAGAAGAGCAGGAUAUGGAGGAGGAUGUACCUAGUCAAUCGUCGAGCCAAGUAAAGAGACAGGUAUUGAGGUCGAAUACCCAGCCAAUGACAUUGAAGGAGCGAUUUACAUCUGAGUUGAAUUUCGGAUACGAUCGUUCUUCAAUUUUAUGA